AGCUCACGCAGAACCAGUUCUCAGAUUUUUGAGUGCUGUUUUCAAUUCAGAUUGAUAGUGCGGGUUCAGUGGUCCCUUGUGGCAGUUGUCUGUAGUUCCAUAGAUACUUAAGAAUCAGCUGCUUCUUAGUUUUAGAUUAGAAAGUUUCGCCCUUUCUUCAAAAUGCGCGCUCACUACAUCCUUGUAGUGCUACUGGCAAUAGUCGCUGCGUAUCCUGCAAAGGUCGUUGAAAACCAAGCAAGAUUCGACAAUUAUAGGAUCUACCGGCUUCAUCUGGCAGAACAAAAGCAAGUUGAAGUAUUCCAGGAAGUCGAGCGCCGGAGCGAUAGCUAUCAGUUCUACGGUCAUCCUGAAAAGAUUGGACAAAAAGUCAACGUCCUUGUAGCAGCGCACAAAAUAGCUGAAAUCACUGAUCUUCUGGAGACUUAUGAAGUGGAACAUGAGAUUCUGACAUACAAUUUCCAGGAGAAGAUAGAUAAAGAGACGAGACAUAUCCUGUCAAGAGAUGCAUCCCCAGAUAAAUUCGACUGGGACCAUUUUUUUCAUUUAGAGACUAUGUAUGACUGGAUUGAACAAUUAGCCAAGGAUAAUGAUAAAGUAUCUGUUAUAACCCUCGGAAAGUCUCAUGAGGGAAGGGACAUCAAAGGCAUCAGGAUAGGAAACAAUCCUAAAAAGACGAGUGUCUUCCUCGAAAGUGGUAUUCAUGCACGAGAAUGGAUAGCGCCAUGUACUGCAACCUACAUCAUCAAUGAACUGAUAUCAUCCCAAAACGAAACCAUCAAAAAAUAUGCAGAGGAAUUCAAUUGGUUCAUCUUUCCGGUAUUCAACGUUGAUGGCUAUCUUUACACAUUCAACCAUGACCGUAUGUGGCGAAAGAAUCGAAAUCUUUUCGGGGUCUGCAGAGGUGUCGAUCUGAACAGGAACUACCCUUACCGUUGGAAUGAAACCGGCUCCAGUCCUGACCCUUGCAGAUAUGACUUCGCUGGCCCAGCAGCUGGUAGUGAAGAAGAAACAAAAAGCUUAAUGAAAUUCAUCAAGGACCACGUUCUGGUUGAUCGCAUCAAGACCUUCAUCUCACUCCAUUCGUAUUCGCAGUUGAUUAUGUUCCCUUAUGGAACCCCUGAGCAGGUUUCCAACUUUGAUGACUUGGAUGCUAUAGGAAAGAAAGCCGCCCAAACUAUUGAAGAGACUUCAGGUCAAAAGUAUAAAAGUGGAAGCAUUUACAAGACCAUCUAUCCGUCAAGUGGUUGCAGUCAGGAUUGGGCCAGAAAUGUAACAGAUAUUCCCAUUGCGUUCACUUUUGAGUUGCGGGGACCACCUAGUAGUCCAGAUUUGUUUAUUUUGCCUUACGAGCAGAUUAGGCCUACAGCAGAGGAGAUUUUCGCGGCAAUAAGGACGAUUUUAACGGAGGCUGACAAGUUGGGAUAUUAUAGUGAUUAGGGGCGUUAUUUUGGUGUUAUGUUACCGUUUUGUAAUAUAAAAUAUUCUUUUGAUGAA
Messenger RNA from Hermetia illucens (black soldier fly), 1497 nucleotides. Its product is annotated as zinc carboxypeptidase. The transcript has 3 exons. NCBI's taxonomy places the organism in Eukaryota, Metazoa, Arthropoda, Insecta, Diptera, Stratiomyidae. Bases 163 to 1440 code for a protein of 425 amino acids. Gene Ontology annotation, biological process: proteolysis. The record is from RefSeq and is a predicted model, not a curated record. Gene Ontology annotation, molecular function: metallocarboxypeptidase activity; zinc ion binding.